GGGUGGUUUGUAUCUCUCUGACUAAGCCCCGGAAUAGGGUGAAGCUCGAUCCACUUUUUGUCUGUUCCAGUGUCCACUUUGUCCACUUUGUCCACUUUUGUCCACUUUGCAAAUCCUCCCUUUUGAACCCAGUCAAUCCAGUGACGCUCAUUGCAUUACAACGACUCAACUACACCUCAUCGCUGAUGCGUCCCACGCUACGCCACUCCUUAUCGGUUGCGCGGUGAUUGGUGAUCGAUCCUUAUCGCCAAAAGCAUCAACAACAUCAUUUAUCAUCCAUUGCCGUCAUUUCCAUAACUCUAUUUCCCACAAUCUGGGGAUCAUAUCAUCGCGUCCCUGACCAGGUCUCCACCAGCACAAUAUGUCAGGCCGAUCAAAAGCCUCCUCCUCCUCCUCCUCCUCCUCCUCUUCUUCUUCCAUCUCGCUGGGCUCUGGCUUUCCUUCGGAUGACCCCGAUGGCCCUUUGUACUUGCCUCGCGAACUCCGACCGCGAACUCCCUCUUCCUCUCCGCCUCGCUUUCCCUUCCUCCCUUCUCCGCCCGAGACUCUGCCCCUCUUCCUCUCCUUGCUUGCCUUUCGUCUUGUAAAUGCCUUAACUACCCGCACCUUUUUCCAACCCGAUGAAUACUUCCAGUCUUUGGAACCAGCCUGGCAGGCCGCCUUUGGUCCGGAUCACGGGGCAUGGAUCACUUGGGAGUGGCGGCACCAGCUGAGAUCCUCGCUUCAUCCUCUACUCUUCACCGUUGUGUAUUCCGCCGCCAGCGGGCUCGCGCGCGCUCUGCAUCUCCCUCUUGCAUGGCAGGCAGAUGUUCUCAUUGCCGCCCCGAAGGCGGCGCAGGCCGUUAUCGCAGCACUCGGAGACUAUUAUACCUGGAAGUUAGCUCGCUGUGUCUACGGCCUAGCCAGUCCAGAGGCCUCAGCCGUACUGGCGCUGACCGCUCUUAGCCCUUGGCAAUGGUUUUGUUCUACUAGGACACUGUCCAACUGCCUGGAGACAACACUCACCGCUGUUGCUCUCAAUUUGUGGCCGUGGGAAUGGUCGGUAGCCCCAAAGCCGACCGCCCAACCCAGGACAACUGGCCGGAUAAUUCCCAGGCCCUGGGACGUGGUCAUUGAGGGCCAACGGGCUCAACACGAUGAGGUGGUUCUAGAGAGGCUGAGACGUUGUCUCCCGCUCGCAGCUCUGGCUUGUAUCCUGCGGCCCACCAACAUCUUGAUCUGGCUGGUUUUAGCAAGUGUUGUGUUGCAUCGCAGCACUUGGGCGCGAAGGAGACUUCUAGCUCGUGAGGCUGGCAUUUGGGGCUCUGCAGUUCUAGCUGUAUCAGUCGUGGCAGAUCGACUGUUUUAUGGAACUUGGACGUUACCGCCUCUCCGCUUUCUUUACUUCAACAUUGCCCAAUCUCUAGCUGUAUUCUAUGGGGGCAAUGAUUGGCAUUACUACCUUUCCCAAGGGUACCCUUUGCUACUCACCACUGCGCUCCCUUUCACUCUUGUGGGCUUAUAUCGUGUUUGGACACGCUCGGAUGCAGCUGACAACACUAACCUGCAAGUUCAAACGCAGACCCAAAUGCAAAUUCAAUUGAACUACAUCUGCCUUCUCUUGCCUCUUAUACUCUCACUGAUCUCUCACAAGGAGGUGCGAUUUAUCUACCCGUUGCUGCCAGCGCUGCAUGUCUUGACUGGCCCAGUCCUGGUGGACUUUUUCGGACCCGCGGUAACACAGUCAAGUGGCAAGCACAUUCCUCGACGGCUUCUUCUGGUGUUUCUCUUGCUAGUCAACAUUUUCAUCGGGCUUUAUACCACCACAUAUCAUGCAUCUGGGCCCAAUGCCGUGCUUUCAUACCUCCGAGACCAGCGGCAGCUCCACGGCUCUAGAAACAUGGGCAAUAUUAAUGGGCCGGGCAUCACCGCUGGCUUCCUCAUGCCAUGUCACAGCACCCCCUGGCGAUCACACAUAAUUUACCCCUCCAUCAAUGCCUGGGCAUUGUCCUGCGAGCCUCCCGUUGGCAUGAAUGCGACCGAAAAGGCCGUGUAUCGGGACGAAGCUGAUCAAUUCUACGAUGACCCUUCCGGAUUCCUGCGUGCCAAUAUGGCCGGUGGGUUAGGCUAUUUUCCCCGGAGACCGAGCUAUGAGGUCCCUGAACGGCCCCGCUCGUCUCAACAGUCCGAGAAGAUUUCCAAGCACGACUGGCCUGAUUACCUUAUCUUUUUUGCCCAAAUGGAACCUACGCUCAAGAAACUGCUUCGCAGUUCCUCAUACGACGAAUGCUGGCGUACUCAUAACACCGAUUGGCAUGAUGACUGGCGUCGUCAGGGCGAUAUCGUGGUCUGGUGUCUGGACCCAUCCGAGCAAAUGGACUGGCGGGCCACGAAACGGGCCCGCCAACUGCAGCAGCGCGAUCGUAUAUUUGACCGCAUUGUCGAGACCAUCAAGAAACAAAGUUUAGGCGGCAGACCCCAGAGGUGGUAUCUCGGCCGCUGGACAGCCUCGCGUCCCCGGUCUUCGUCGUGGUCAUGGUUGUGGCCGUGGUAUCAGCAGCCCAGACGUACUGUGCUCGGAUUUGAAGUUCCGAGCUGGUUGGAUCGCCUUUGGGAUUAUGUUUGGUGAUAGCAGGUAGUAGCACUUUUUCUCCUUUGUUUUCCCCUCGAAGUGAACACGUAUACCCAUAUCU
Aspergillus saccharolyticus JOP 1030-1 is the source of this 2672-nucleotide messenger RNA. RefSeq names its product putative glycosylphosphatidylinositol-alpha 1,2 mannosyltransferase (gene gpi10). Bases 362 to 2608 code for a protein of 748 amino acids. Lineage: Eukaryota; Fungi; Ascomycota; Eurotiomycetes; Eurotiales; Aspergillaceae. Gene Ontology annotation, cellular component: endoplasmic reticulum membrane. Gene Ontology annotation, biological process: GPI anchor biosynthetic process. The record is from RefSeq and is a predicted model, not a curated record. The transcript has 6 exons. Gene Ontology annotation, molecular function: alpha-1,2-mannosyltransferase activity.